UUUAAUUAUUUUGAAUAGUAACAUACGAUAACAACACUGAUUUUAUAGGAAGUUAAAGUACCGGUGUGAAUUUAAUUGCAGAAAAAAAACAGUCCUAAAGGUCUGCAGACACUUGUCUCCAGGGUGGCAGAAGUAAGUAGCAGGUUUGGACUUGAUUUUAACAUAAAAAAAAACAAAUACAUGGUUAUAAGCAAAAAUAGGAUACCACCUGGUCAAUUACUAGUUAACCAACAACCUAUAACACAAAUCACCAAUUUUUCUUAUCUGGGUGCAAAUUUAAAUGAACAAUAGGACCAAUCGACGAAACUUAAGAUAGGGAUCGAGAAGGCAAGAUCAGAUUUCGUCAAAAUGAAAAAAAUCUUUAACAUCCACGAUAUAAAAUUGGAAAUAAAAGUUCGUUUACUAAAAUGCUACGUAUUCUCCGAUCUUUUUUAUGGCGUGGAGUCAUGGACCUUAACUGAAGCAUCACUGAAGAGACUCGAAGCAUUUGAGAUGUGGUGCUAUAGACGCAUGUUGAAGAUUUUCUGGAUAGACAGAGUUACCAACGAAGAAGUACUACAUAGAAUGGGUACAGAGCGCGAACUAGUCAUAACCAUAAAACGUCGCAAACUGAAAUACCUGGGCCAUAUAAUGCGCAAUAAACAACUAGAUAACCUACUUUGGACCAUACUUCAAGGUUAAGUGCAUGGGAAAAGAGGUCCAAGACGAAGAAUAUCCUGGCUGCAUAACCUGCAAAAAUGGUUUAACUUGACUUAACCACUACCGGACUUUUCUGGGCAGAAGUCAACAAAGUCAAAAUAGCCAUGUUAGUGUACAA
This is a messenger RNA of Diabrotica balteata, 817 nucleotides long. The record is from the annotation of a GenBank genome assembly. NCBI's taxonomy places the organism in Eukaryota, Metazoa, Arthropoda, Insecta, Coleoptera, Chrysomelidae.